CAUUAUAUGCGCAUGCGCGUAAACUCCUGAUUAAAAUUAACCAUGGUUGCUGUUUGUCAUUGGUUGUGCUGUGCUAAACCGUCAGCAGUUAGUUACACAAUGGAAUUGGUUUAGUUUGUAGAUUUAGAAACAGGGCAUGCCAAAGAAUAAGUGUUUUAUAAAAAUGAUGGAAAUGGAAACUAACGAGGUUAAAACUUUACAUCAGUGUGCUCAGUGCGAUGAAAUUUUUGAUGAGUACAGUGACCUAGAAGUCCACAAUAGAAUACAUGUUAAAAUGGAGAAAUCGGGUCAUCAGUGUAGUGUAUGUGACAAAAUUUUUAAAACUUUAAAUGAUUUACAAAACCACAACAAACUACAUCUAAAAAAAGAGAAAACUGAAGAUGUUGCGAGUUUUCAUCAUUGUACCAAAGCACAUGUUAAGGAAGGUGAAACAAAGGAUUUGAAAAACUUUCAUCAGUGUAGUUUGUGUGGUGAAAUGUUUGAAUUAUACACCGACUUAGAAGAACAUUGUAAAAUACAUGUUAAAGAAGAGAAAACUGAUGAUGUUGACUUCGAAAAAGCUUGUCCAGCAGACUUUGAAGAGAUGAUAACUGAUGCACAAAAUCAUGUUAAAGUUAAAGAAGAGAAAAUUUAUGCUGAAAAUUGUAAAGUACAUUUUGCCGAGGUAACAACUGAUAUCAAAAAUGAUGUUAAAGAAGAGAAAACUGAUGAUGUAAAAGCCAUACAUCAAUGUAAACUGUGUUACGAAAAAUUUGAAUUAUACACAGAUUUAGUGGAACAUUGUGAAAUGCAUAUUAAAGAAGAGGACUCUAUAGCGAGUACAUCACAUCAAUGUACAAGUUGUAAAAAGAAAUUCACACAAUACAGUGAACUAGAGAAACACAGAUGUACAUGUACCAAUAGAAACUUACAGAUGAGUGGUGAGAGUCAAAAUACCAAUAUUGUUGCUUCCCAAAAUAUUUUAGUAUUAAACAACAAACUUCUACGGCCAAACUUUCAUUUGGAGACUGCAAAUAAUUCCCCUAAAUCCUCCCACACGGAAAAUCGUCAGUUCUAUCAAAGUAACAUCUGUACGAAAGAAUUCAACCAAGGCGCUCCUGUACAAUCACAUAUGAAGACUCAUGUACCAAAUACGGUUAACGAUGAAACCAUGGAAACAAGAUGGGAUUCAUUAAUGUAUAAAUGUCAUAUCUGUGGGGAGAUAUUCCGUUCAAGUUCAAAUCUCACCGACCACCUGAAGCUUCAUUCUUUAGAGAAAAAACAUAAAUGCCAUAUUUGCAGUAGUUCAUACUCUAAGAAGUAUCAUUUGUCACAACAUAUUUUGAAAGCCCAUUCAUCUAAAUUGAAAACGUACAAAUGUCACUGCAACGCUGAGUUUAGUUCUACUUUCGAUUUGAAAGAACAUGUGCAAACACACACAUGUACAGAUGAGAAACCCUUUAGAUGUGAGGAAUGUGGAAAGAUAUAUUCACGCAAAUAUAAACUGGUCGUUCACAUGAAAUCCCAUCGCACAGAAAAACUGUACACAUGUGAAAUUUGUUCAAAAUCAUUUACUGGAGACAUAGAACUGAAGAGGCAUGUCAAAAUUCAUGAAUUUAAUCCAGGGAACUCUUCGAAAUCUGUGGAUUUCGACGAAUUAAUUGAUAAACCUGUGCAACCACAAGUUGCAGGUCUUAACGGUCAGAUGGCAAAUAGCGGUAAUUUUUUUAAUUUUAAACUCCAGUUAAACAAUACCAGACCGGGCAACACAGCUACACAGACAGGGCAACUGUCUUUUACGGACAAACCAUUUAAGUGUUUUGUAUGCAGCAAGACCUUUCCCUUAAAAACGGGACUCGAAACACAUAUAAAGGUGCAUAAGAAAAAAAAAUGUGAUGUUUGUGGUAGAUCUUUUCGCGAUAAACGUGCUAUGGAUAUUCACAUAUGUUCGUAUAAACGGGGAAGAAGUAAUUUUAAAUGUGAUAUUUGUUGUGUAACGUUUCCCUUUAAACAAAGUCUAAAAACUCACAUGGAAAGUCAUGGGAUUUUUAAAUGUGAUUUUUGCAGUCAAUCAUUUCCAUCAAGCAGUGAUUUACAGGAGCACAGAAUAAUUCAUUCUCAGGAAAAGUCUUAUAAAUGUGAUGUUUGUAGUAAAUCAUUUCCAUCAAGCAAUGAUUUACAGCAGCACGGCAUGACUCAUUCUAAGAAAAACGCCUUUUAAAUGCAAUGUUUGCAGUGAAUCAUUCAAAUCACGGUUCGAUUUAGACGAACACAGUAUGAGUCAUUCUAAGAAAAACGCCUUUUAAAUGCAAUGUUUGUAGUAAAUCAUUUCCAUCAAGCAAUGAUUUACAGCAGCACGGCAUGACUCAUUCUAAGAAAAACGCCUUUUAAAUGCAAUGUUUGCAGUGAAUCAUUCAAAUCACGGAUCGAUUUAGACGAACACAGUAUGAGUCAUUCUAAGAAAAACGCCUUUUAAAUGCAAUGUUUGCAGUGAAUCAUUCAAAUCACGGAUCGAUUUAGACGAACACAGUAUGAGUCAUUCUAAGAAAAACGCCUUUUAAAUGCAAUGUUUGCAGUGAAUCAUUCAAAUCACGGAUCGAUUUAGACGAACACAGUAUGAGUCAUUCUAAGAAAAACGCCUUUUAAAUGCAAUGUUUGCAGUGAAUCAUUCAAAUCACGGAUCGAUUUAGACGAACACAGUAUGAGUCAUUCGAAGGAAUACCCUUUUAAAUGUUACAGAAAUGUUUGCAGUAAAACAGUUUAGUGUUGAUUUAACAGAAAACAGGGAAACGCCUUUUAAAUGUGAUGGUUGCAGUAAAUCAUUUUCAUCAACCAGGGCCCUUAUUGACAAAAACUUAAACUAAGAUACAAUCGAAAUUUUAAGAAAUACUGCAAUUCGAUUGGCUGACCAAUAUGCAGAUUUGAUAUAUGCAAAUUGAUUUUACUGGUCAGCCAAUCGAAUUGCAGUAUUUCUUAAAAUUUCGAUUGUAUCUUAGUUUAAGUUUUCGUGAAUAAGGGCCCAGUAUUUCCAGUACUCAACUCGCGACUUGAAAGAGCUAAGGAGUCACAGUGAGGAGACGUAUGUAAUUUGUUAAGUUGCCUUAUUCACGAUAAUUGCUGACUAAUUUGAUGAACUGGCAACAUGACAGAAAGUGGGCUUUGCGAAUUCUUGGGACUUGACAUGGUACUAAAGUCAGCAACAGGCACUCGACUCGGAACUAAAGUCACCAACUUGGGACUCAAUGUAUAAUUGAUUUAAUAUACAUAAAAGGUUUAGCUCACUCUUAAUAAUUAUGAUUGUUGAUACGAAUGUUCAUACAAUUGUUGAUAUGAUUAUUGAUUGUUCAUACAGUUGUUCAUACAAAUGUUCAUACAAUUGUUGAUAUAAUUGUUGAUAUAAUUGUUCAUACAGUUGUUCAUACGAUUGUUCAUACAAUUGUUGAUAUAAUUGUUCAUUGUUGAUACGAUUGUUGAUAUAAUUGUUCAUACGAUUGUUGAUAUAAUUGUUGAUAUAUUGUUGAUACGAUUGUUGAUAUAAUUGUUCAUACGAUUGUUGAUACGAUUGUUGAUAUAAUUGUUGAUAUGAUUGUUGAUACGAUUGUUGAUACAAUUGUUGAUACGAUUGUUGAUACAAUUGUUGAUACGAUUGUUGAUAGGAUUGUUGAUUGUUGGUACAAUAAUUGUUGAGAUAAAUAUUGAUCCUAUUAUUGAUAUGAUUGUUCAUACAAUUAUUAAUUGUUCAUAUGAUUGUUGAUUGAUAUUUAUUAUAUUGAUACAUUGUAUAUAGGCCUACAUGUAUAUAUUUAUUAUAUUGAUACAUUGUAUAUAGGCCUAGGCCUACAUGUAUAUUAACAAAAAUAAUUUAGAAUUGUAGUAUUUUUAUUUUUUAAAUUUUAGAAAAUAAAG
This is a messenger RNA of Patella vulgata (common limpet), 3885 nucleotides long. RefSeq names its product zinc finger protein 624. The coding region runs from base 137 to 2200 and encodes 687 amino acids. NCBI's taxonomy places the organism in Eukaryota, Metazoa, Mollusca, Gastropoda, Patellidae. Gene Ontology annotation, cellular component: nucleus. The transcript has 2 exons. The record is from RefSeq and is a predicted model, not a curated record.